AUGAAUAUAUCUGACCGCAAUGUAUCGGACACCAAAAUUAAGUUAUAUCUCAAGCAAUUAUUGACAGCUCUCGGGCCGCUGACAGGAAUAAUCGCGGCUGGCAUGUCGAAUGGUUACAGCGCGAUACUUCUUCCGCAAUUGAAGACAAUUUCUUCCAACGACAGCAGCGAAUCUUUAUCGGAAUCUGCGGAUGCCGAUCACUUCGGAGCGCUGACAAUCGAUCAGGAAUCGUGGAUCGCAGCUGCCACGAUUCUGCCACUAACGCCGGGAUGUUGGACCGGCGGUUUCGUGGCGGAAAAGCUCGGUAGAAGGACGUCGUUUCUACUACUUUAUCCUAUUUAUUUCAUCGGCUGGCUGAGCAUCGGCCUCGCCACUAACGUACAAACUUUGAUAGCGAGCAGACUCCUGGCCGGAUACUGCGCCGGGAUCCACGCGUCGAUUUUUCCAAUCUACGUGAGCGAAACAAGCGACCCUCUGUUGCGCGGUGUUCUACUGGGGGCGGUUGGUUUGACCCUUUCCAUCGGUGCAUUGGCGUGUCACGCGAUGGGAACCUGGCUGAACUGGCGGACUACCGCGUAUAUCUGCGCCGCGUUGCCUAUAAUCAGCUGGAUUGCCUGUAUCUUCUCGCGAGAGAGCCCGAUGUGGCUGCUCGGUAGAGGCCAAGUCGAGGAGGCGAAGCGCUCGUGGAUAUUUCUCCGUGGUGAACGCACGCUCGAGGAAUUCUCCCUGUUGGAAACCACCAGACUCACGGAGAUCUCUGAGAAGAGAGCCGGCAAACGAUCGAUGCCGCGCUCGUUCGUAAAGACCUGGUCGUCGCGGUAUUUUUUGAAACCCUUCGGCAUCGCUUGCUUAUACUUUUUCGUCACGCAGUUUUCGGGCUCCAACAUGAUGACUUUCUACUGCAUCGAGAUGUUGGCGGACAUUUCGGGCGAGACGCACGCGUAUCUGAUAACGUUGAUCAUCGACGCGAUUCGCUUGACGUUUAGCAUUAUCGCGUGCGUCCUUCUAAAAACCUGCCGUAGACGCAUCAUGACGUUCGUAUCCGGUUUCGGCGUGGCUGCUACUUUAUUAUCCUUGAGCGCGUGCUUGACGUUUGAUAUUGGAAGACCAUGGAUUCCCGUAAUUCUACUCGUCGCUUACGUCGCUUUGCUGCCUUUGGGAUUGACUCCCAUACCCUGGUUACUUUGCGGUGAGCUCUUCUCGAGGACAUUUCGCGGGCUCGGCUCCGGAUUAACGUCCGGCUUCGGAUUUAUGUGCUUCUUCGUGGUGAUCAAGACGAUGCCGGCUAUGAUAGAAUUAAUAAAGCCCGAAGGUACAUUCGCUGUUUACGGCUCCGUAGCAUUGAUCGGGACUAGUGCUCUGUACUUUGUUCUUCCCGAGACCAAAAAUAAAACCUUGCAAGAGAUUCAAGUAUCUUUUAAUGCAAAAUCUCGCAAGCUGAAAAUACAAGAUGCGAAUAAUGUUUCAUGA
Messenger RNA from Nylanderia fulva, 1470 nucleotides. Its product is annotated as facilitated trehalose transporter Tret1-2 homolog. Gene Ontology annotation, molecular function: transmembrane transporter activity. The record is from RefSeq and is a predicted model, not a curated record. Gene Ontology annotation, biological process: transmembrane transport. Gene Ontology annotation, cellular component: membrane. Lineage: Eukaryota; Metazoa; Arthropoda; Insecta; Hymenoptera; Formicidae.